CGGAUCCGAAUCUCUCUGCCAUAUACCAUGCUCUGACAAACUCAAUUGGUGACAUGCUGCUCACGGAAGCGGGCUGACAGUCAUCGAGCUCGACAACAAGUACUGCAAUCUCUCGGACAACUUUCGGAGAUCCAGCAUCAUGAUAACACCUGGAUGUCUGCAUUGAACUUCAGCAACGGUCCGUUCAGCCGUGGCAAAGGCGGUGCGAGGUAGCCGCCAGCAUGAGUGCGCCAGAGGACUUCGCGACGCUGCGACGGGACGCCGAGAGACUGGAAGACCAACUGAGUCAUGCAAGCAGCCGGAGCGAGGCAUUGGACAUUGCACUCAAAGCCGCCGAGACGUCGAUGAAGGCGCUCUCGCUGGUGCAAGAUCCUGCCCAACGAGCUGCGUGUAGAUCACGAGCAGAGCAGUAUAUGCGAGAGGCGGAACGUAUCAAGCACGAUGCAAACUGGCGUUCAAGAGUCAAAUCUCCUGCGUGGCUCAAGGUUGAAGUGCCUCCGACGCCACCAACGACUGCUGCCACUCAAGCAGCAGCGGCAACCAAGGUGAGACAGUUGCCAGUGCCGCUCAACUCUCGCAAGCUCUCUACAAGAGAAAAGAUCAUCGUCACCAAAGCUGGCUUCCUCAACGGAGUCAAGUUCCCAGAAUGGAGUAGUGAUCCCUCGCCGAAAGAGUUCGAGCUGGCAGACGGUGAGGAUCUAUUCUUCGACGAGGCUUCAGAAUUACCAUUGUCGGAAUUCCAGGAGGAUGUCCUUGACAGCUGGAAGCGUCCACAAGAUGCGCUACCUCCUCCAGCGUGGUUUCAAGGUGAUCAGAGCCAUCUCGGACCUACCAUGAGCUUCUUUCGCAACAUCGAUCUGGUGCAGGAUGCAGCGACUGACUGCUCUGUCGUUGCCUCGCUUUGCGCUGGCGUUGCUCGUGUCCAAAAUGGACACCCAAGAAUGCUUCAGAACGUCAUGCAUCCUUUCGAUUUCGAAACUGGAGAACCACUCAUCUCCAAGAACGGGAAAUACAUCGUAUGCAUGAACUUCAAUGGAUGUCAAAGGCGAGUCGUCAUCGACGAUCGCAUUCCUACGAGCUCAACCAAACGUGUCAUCCACGUUAUCGAUCGGAACAAUCCAGGAUUGUUAUGGCCGGCGCUCAUCGAAAAAGCGUACUUAAAAGUGCGAGGCGGCUACGACUUUCCUGGUAGCAACAGCGGAACCGACUUGUGGAUACUCACUGGAUGGAUACCAGAGCAAAUACAUCUACAAGGAGAUGAACUCGAGCUCGAUCGACUGUGGUCACGCAUGCUCAAUGCAUUCUCGUAUGGCGAUGUUCUUGUGACGAUGGGCACAGGAAAAAUGUCGGACAAGACCGAACGAGCCCUGGGGCUUGCCAGUGAGCAUGACUAUGCCGUUCUCGACCUGCGUGAAGUGGGCGGGCAACGUUUGAUGCUAGUCAAGAACCCAUGGGUGGAAGGAACGAGCUGGCGCGGUAGGUCACGCAGAAGCGAAAGAAGUCGAGAAUUGUCUCCAGAAGGACCGUGUGUCCCACUCGAUGAAGAGAGUGCAUCUGUUGAUUCACCUAGAGAUCUGCUCAACGAGAAGGAUCUACCUCCCGGCACCUUCUGGAUGGACCUCGACAGUGUACAGCAAUAUUUUGAGUCUGUCUACCUGAAUUGGAACCCUGGUCUGUUCAAGUAUCGGCAAGAUGCGCAUUUCGAGUGGGACUUUUCUAAGACUCAUGACGAUAAUGGCUUCUGCAAGUCUCGCGGUCCUGCUGCGAGUUUGCAACACAAUCCGCAAUUCACUGUGGCGACGAGUCAGCGGCAAGAUGUAUGGAUCCUGCUUUGGCGACACUUCCAAAAUUCGGUUCCCGAAGAUGCCACGGCCGAGGACAUUGAAAGUGGUCGGCAUUUUAUUGACCUGAGCGGAUACAUCACAUUGGCAGCCUUUUUUGCUCAAGGACGUAAGGUCAUGUUAUCAGAACGCUACAUCCAGAAAGGUCUGUACGUGGACAGCCCACAGACUCUCUUGAAGCUCGAGAAUUGCGAGCCUGGCAAGCCGUAUACGAUUGUCCCUCUGGAACAGGACCUGCCAGCCAACAAGCACUCCUUCACAAUAUGCACAUUCAGCAACUCUCCUAUCGUGCUCGAUCAUGCAAUAUCGCGCUACGCGCACCUCACACACGUCAAUGGUUCGUGGACACAGCAGUCUGCCGGCGGCAAUACACAAAACCCAACAUAUUGCGACAAUCCGCAGUACACCAUUACAGUACCUAGGAAGACCGGCAUCAGCUUACUGCUCGAGGCAAGCAACCCGAAAUACAAUGUCAAUGUCCGACUUCUCCACAGUGGGGGCGAGCGCGUGUUCAACAUGCGUAUGAAAGAUAUCAUUGCCGAUAGUACAGUCUAUCGCCAGGGAUGUUGCAUUGCAGAGCUUGAAGAGCUUGAUCCGGGCAAAUAUACAGCUAUCUGCAGUACAUUUGACCCUCAACAGCUUGGGGACUUUACUCUUCGCAUUGACUCUGCAGAGCAAACGUUUGCCAAACUGCUCCCUCGGGAAGGUGCAGGCAGAGUCCGCUUUGAGAUAGAGGGGGCGGCCUUCAAGGAGGGCAUGACAAAAAUCGCAGCGCCGAUAAUGCCCCAUCGUCUGGUGAACUUCUAUGCGAUUGCUCGACAGGCAGCGCUCGCGUCCGGGUAUGGUCGCUCGGGCAGCCGCUCACAUGUAAGACUGAGUGUCGAGCAUGGACGAGGGCCUUCGCGCUUCAUCCGGAUCGAGAGCAACAAUGGAGAGUACAGUGAUACCUCGGGAGGCGCCGUAAGAACAAAUGCGAUUGAUCUCGGACCGAACGAUCGCAUGUUGGUCUCUCAAGGCUGCGUGCUAGUGCUCGAUCGUAUGUAUGUGAGCUCGGAGAACCUGGAGGAGACUUUUCAGGUGGAGUUGUUCAUGGACCAGCCGAAUGCGAUUGCAGUUGGGCCAUGGCGAGCGUGGGAUGAUUGACGAAGCGAUCGGGUAGAUUUUUUCCGUACUUGAAGGCAAUCGACUUGCGCUUUUCUCCCCCUGUACAACUAUCCGUAUGCAAGACAUAUUCCCAGCUGCGCUACGGACUUUGCCG
Messenger RNA from Cercospora beticola, 3099 nucleotides. RefSeq names its product Rim13p (gene RIM13). Lineage: Eukaryota; Fungi; Ascomycota; Dothideomycetes; Mycosphaerellales; Mycosphaerellaceae. Gene Ontology annotation, molecular function: calcium-dependent cysteine-type endopeptidase activity. Gene Ontology annotation, biological process: proteolysis. The record is from RefSeq and is a predicted model, not a curated record.